GACUUCUCUCCGGAGUGAAUCUCUCUCUCUCUCUGCACUUUGCCUCUCUUCUUUCGACUCAUUCUUGUGGACUACUUUCACAGCCCAAAAGUCGAUGAACUAUAACACGUUAACUGCAUCUGUAAUUGUGUGGUGGUUGGAUUUUACAAUUUGAUGACUUGUUGAAUUUCUCGAGGAUGAAUUUCAACUUUCCUGGUGGUCUCCCAUGGCUUAGGGCCCAGCCAAACAAUGAUUUGUUGACAACCCUUAAUUCCAGGAGCACCCUUAUUGAAAAACCUAAAGAAAAAGCUUUUUUGGGUAUCAAGUUGUGGGGAUGGUCCCUGCUUUCAUUUUUGCCAUGGGCAAUCAAUUCUGGAGAGAAAAUUGGAAGACCAGCUACUAUUAAUAGAGGAUUAAGGAGAAGAGCGCAAUCUGUUGGGGUUGUUGACAAUGAUGGAAAGGUUGUGCCAUUGCGCUUCAAACCAUAUGUCUCUAAGGUUCCAUGGCAUACAGGCGCAAGAGCAUUUCUUUCUCAGUUAUUCCCACGUUAUGGGCAUUAUUGUGGACCUAAUUGGUCAAGCGGGAAAGAUGGGGGGUCUCUAAUUUGGGACAAGCGGCCAAUUGAUUGGCUGGACUUCUGCUGCUACUGCCACGAUAUUGGUUAUGAUAGUCAUGAUCAGGCCGAGCUGCUGAAGGCUGACUUAGCGUUUCUUGAGUGCUUGGAGAAGCCUCAUAUGAGUACAAAAGGAGAUGCUGAGAUUGCUUUUCUUUAUAAGAUGAUGUGCAUUUCAGGUCUCAAGAAUAUACUAAUACCUUAUAGAAGCCACCUUGUGAAGCUACAGUUUGGGCAGCCUUUGAUUGAUUUUGGGUGGCUAAGCAAUGUGAGAUGGAGAAGUUGGAAGUUUCAGAAAAAUUAAUUCAUACUUCACAUGAUAUUGAAUUGAAGCUGAUUGUCUUAAAAAAGUAUUGGUCAUUCUCAUUUUCUAGCCCCCUAUUUGUUAUGAAGUUCUCGCAAAUCAUUGUGCUCUCUAAAAUUUGAAUAUGUGAACCUCCUUUAGACUUUUCUUACCUCAAUCCGUAUAUAAUAUAUGCACUCUAUGUUGAAAUGUAAAGAUGUGAACUCUUAUAUUGUAUAUGUGUAUGUAUGUGGAAAAAUCGACCACUUUCUGAUUGUUGUUGCCUAAAAGUUGAAGAGAUUCAACGUUUAGACCUUGUUAUUUAUGAAUUGUACCAAGCACGACAUGUGUUGGAGACGAAUUCUUUUCA
Messenger RNA from Corylus avellana, 1245 nucleotides. Its product is annotated as Phospholipase A2 family protein. Gene Ontology annotation, molecular function: A2-type glycerophospholipase activity. The record is from RefSeq and is a predicted model, not a curated record. Gene Ontology annotation, biological process: phospholipid metabolic process; arachidonate secretion. Lineage: Eukaryota; Viridiplantae; Streptophyta; Magnoliopsida; Fagales; Betulaceae.